GUUUAGCGCUCUCCUAUUGGAUUAGCAUUCUCCCAAUGGGCGGAGCGCUCGGAACGCUUGAGGAGGGACAUUGUUUCCACGCCGGAAUCUUUGCACUGUGGCACCGUCUGUUCUCUGGCGGUUGAAGUAUUAGUGCAGCAUGGCAACCAUGGCGGCAACCAAGGUGCCAGAGGUGCGAGAUGUCACUCGAAUUGAAAGGAUCGGUGCACAUUCUCACAUCAGAGGGCUGGGCCUUGACGAUGCGUUGGAACCCCGUCAGGUAUCGCAGGGCAUGGUGGGACAGCUGGCAUCCAGGAGGGCAGCCGGAGUUAUUCUGGAAAUGAUCAAAGAAGGGAAGAUUGCUGGGAGAGCAGUGCUCAUUGCUGGACAACCAGGCACAGGAAAAACCGCCAUUGCUAUGGGAAUGGCUCAGGCUUUGGGCUCUGACACCCCUUUUACAGCCAUUGCUGGUAGUGAAAUCUUUUCACUGGAAAUGAGCAAAACCGAGGCUCUGACGCAAGCUUUCCGGAGGUCCAUUGGUGUGAGGAUCAAGGAAGAAACAGAAAUCAUUGAAGGUGAAGUUGUUGAAGUUCAGAUUGAUAGACCUGCCACUGGAACAGGUGCAAAAGUUGGAAAGCUGACUCUGAAGACAACAGAGAUGGAGACCAUUUAUGAUCUUGGAACAAAGAUGAUUGAGUCUUUGACAAAGGAAAAAGUACAGGCAGGGGAUGUAAUUACUAUUGAUAAAGCCACAGGCAAAAUAACAAAGCUGGGUCGUGCCUUCACAAGGGCCCGUGAUUAUGAUGCCAUGGGAUCUCAGACUAAAUUCGUUCAGUGCCCCGACGGGGAGCUCCAGAAGCGCAAGGAAGUAGUACAUACGGUGUCGCUGCAUGAAAUUGACGUGAUAAACAGUCGGACACAAGGAUUCCUUGCUCUCUUUUCAGGCGACACAGGAGAGAUUAAAUCAGAGGUGCGAGAACAGAUCAAUGCGAAAGUUGCAGAAUGGAGAGAGGAAGGGAAGGCUGAGAUUAUUCCUGGUGUGCUAUUCAUAGAUGAGGUGCACAUGCUGGAUAUAGAAUGCUUCUCCUUCUUGAAUCGAGCUUUGGAAAGUGACAUGGCCCCUGUUCUCAUAAUGGCCACAAACAGAGGAAUAACCAGGUGUGAGGAGGAAGAUGUCGAUAUGAGUGAAGAUGCUUGCACUGUUCUGACAAGGAUCGGCCUAGAGACAUCUCUCAGAUAUUCCAUGCAGCUUAUCACAGCUGCUAGCUUGGUCUGCAGGAAGAGGAAGGGAACCGAAGUGCAAGUGGAUGAUAUCAAACGAGUGUACUCUCUCUUUCUUGAUGAGUCUCGGUCAACACAGUACAUGAAGGAGUAUCAGGAUGCCUUUAUGUUUAAUGAAAUGAAAACGGACACCAUGGACACAUCCUGAUGAUGGACUGAUUUUGUCUUUUUUGUUGUUUUUUUUUCUCCACCUCACCUGGUUCUUACUGUUUUGUUACAUGCCUUAACUUGUAUGACACAUGCUGUGAUCCCUCAGUAUCUGUUUUAUAUAAAAUAUUCAAACUAAA
Molecule: messenger RNA, 1547 nt
Organism: Xenopus laevis (African clawed frog)
Lineage: Eukaryota; Metazoa; Chordata; Amphibia; Anura; Pipidae
Gene: ruvbl2.S
Product: RuvB like AAA ATPase 2 S homeolog
Exons: 14
Coding region: 140-1408 (422 amino acids)
Cellular component (GO): nucleus; dynein axonemal particle
Molecular function (GO): ATP hydrolysis activity; ATP-dependent activity, acting on DNA; ATP binding
Source: RefSeq, a predicted model, not a curated record